UGGUCGAUUUAAAAAAUUGUUCUUUCUGAUUUUGGUAUUAAAAAAAACAUACACACAAAAACAAUAAUAAUUACAUAUUUAUUUAUAGCCUAGUGUGGUAGAUAGUUAUAAUAACAAUCUUAAUUACUUAGUUAGAUUGAUUAAUCAUAUAAUUUAUUUUUUAGAAAAAAAUGGGGAGAUGGAGAUGGAAAUAUAUAACAUUAUUAUUAUUAGUAUCAAGUAGUGUUUGGAUGAACAUGGUUGGAAAAUUGAGUGGUGUAACAAUAACAGGGCCGUCGGGGCCAGCAGUAGGGGCGGCCGCGCCCGCAGUGCCAGCCAUAUACGUGUUCGGUGACUCGACAGCAGAUGUCGGCACAAACAACUACGUCCGCAGGUGUGGAGCCAAAGCUAACUUUCCCCAUUUCGGGAUUGAUUAUCCUGGCUCCAAACCGACGGGUAGAUUUAGCAACGGUUACAACUCUGUAGAUUUUCUUGCCCAGUACCUUGGUUUCAAAGAAAGCCCACCUCCAUAUAUGUAUUUUGUAACAUAUGAUAAGAGAAACUUUGCAAGAAAUGUCCUUAAUGGCACCAACUUUGCCUCUGGAGGGUCUGGCCUUCUUGAUAUUACUGGGAAAGGCCCAUAUAAAAAGGUAGUACCAUUUUCGGAACAAGUACGACAAUUCGGAACGAUUCGUAAAGCUUACAAGAAAAUACUAGGUGGUGUGGCAGCGCAGAAGAGACUCUCCUACUCCCUCUUUCUCAUCAGUGUUGGAAGCAACGAUCUUUUCGAGCAUUUCAUCUUAAACUUCACUCGACAAUCUGACCCAAAACUACAACAAGCCUUUAUCAACAGUCUUCUCACUUCUUAUGAAAAUCAUCUGAGAACAUUGUUGAAGCUUGGAGCAAAAAGAUUGGGUGUGGUUAGUCUAGGCCCAAUAGGGUGUUGCCCUAUUCUUCGUGCUAAGAAUAAGAUUGGAAAUGGUCAAUGUUUUGAAGCUGUCAAUCAAUAUGCUCGUGCAUUUAAUCUUGGAAUUGAAGCUCUCUUACAUAAACUUAGUUCUGACAAAUCUCUACACAUGAAAUAUACUAUUACUAAAUCCUUUGACAUGACUUUGAGUCUCAUCAACAAUCCUAUUUCAUCUUCAUCAGGUUUCAAAAAUACAAAAAGUGCUUGUUGUGGUGGUGGAGGAGAUCUUAAUGCAGAAAAUGCAUGUAGCCCAAAAUCUGUAGUGUGUGAAGAUCGAAAUAGCUUUCUUUUUUGGGACCAAUUUCAUCCCACUGAGGCAGCUUAUAAGCUUGCUGCUAUGGCUCUCUAUGGUGGUGGUAAACAACAUGUUCACCCCAUCAAUAUUGGUCAAUUAGCUGCUCUUAAGUUCUAAUUCAUUACUGAAUUUGUAUAUCAAUUUUGUGUAAAUAUAUAUAUAUAGAGAGAGAGUGUGUGUAAGAUACAACCAAAAAUACUUGUAGCAAAUUGAUAAUCACUUCAUAUUAAAUAUUUAUGCAUUUGAUAUUAUAUAUUUUAGAAGUCAUGUAAGUAAUAUUACUCUCCAUUUGGAAUAAUAAUGCACUAUAAUAAUAAGUCUUUUUGGUA
This is a messenger RNA of Cannabis sativa, 1570 nucleotides long. RefSeq names its product GDSL esterase/lipase At4g16230-like. Gene Ontology annotation, molecular function: hydrolase activity, acting on ester bonds. Bases 171 to 1358 code for a protein of 395 amino acids. NCBI's taxonomy places the organism in Eukaryota, Viridiplantae, Streptophyta, Magnoliopsida, Rosales, Cannabaceae. The transcript is spliced from 3 exons. The record is from RefSeq and is a predicted model, not a curated record.